AUGUCGGAUGCACCUAUCAUCGAUACUAACUCGUCACUCCUAGUGGGAGAGCAGACAUGUCAACGGUUUACUCUUUCCGAGAUUCAAUUGGCAACCAACAACUUUGACGAGACUUUAGUCAUUGGGAGCGGUGGAUUCGGCAACGUGUAUAAAUGUGAUGUCAGCAAGAUUGGGUGUGGAAGCGAAGUUGCAGUUAAACGGUUGCGUACCAUGUCGAAACAAGGAGCCCAUGAAUUUGAGGCGGAAGUUAAGGUCCUUUCCAAGCUGCGGCAUGCCAAUCUUGUAUCCCUGGUUGGUUAUUGUAUUGAAGGGCAAGAGAUGGCCCUUGUUUACGAGUUCAUGCCUAAUGGUACUCUUAAAGAUCAUCUUCGCAAAGCUGAUUGUGCCUUAUCUUGGUCACAACGACUCAAGAUAUGCAUAGGUGCAGCUCGGGGAUUACACUACCUUCACACAGGUACAUCAACUCAACAUGGAGUUAUCCACCGGGAUGUAAAGACCUCGAAUAUUUUGUUGGAUGCAAAAUUUGCUGCUAAAAUUUCUGACUUUGGAUUGGCCAAGGUUGGCCCAAUAGAUCAGACACGAACCUAUGUGAUCACCAAUGUCAAAGGGACAUUUGGCUAUUUUGAUCCGUGUUACUUCUAUACUGGAAAAUUGAAUAGAAAAUCUGAUGUUUACGCUUUUGGAGUUGUAUUGUUUGAGGUGUUGUCCGGAAAGCAGGCAGUAGAUUCAACGCUUGAUGAAGAGCCACAGGGUUUAGCACCUUGGGCUCAACGCCAAAUCAAAGAAGGAAAACUCGAUCAAAUUAUUGACCCAAAACUGAUGGGACAAAUCUCUAGAAAAUGCUUGAAGAAGUUUGUAAAAAUAGCAUGCCAUUGUUUACGUGACAAACAAAAAGAACGCCCUACCAUGGAUGAGGUUAUCUUUAGGCUCGAGUGUAUUCUGUCAAAAGAAAGGGAAAACAAAGAUUCUAUCGUUUACAAGUUAAGAGCUUUUUUUACAGCCACAGUUGACAUUAUGUUGGAUCGGGAGGUAGGAAAAAAAUCUGUGAUUCCCGGUGUUGCAGUAGGAAGCAACUCUAUAAUGUCUGGUGUUGCACCAGGAAACGAAUCUGUGAUGUCUGGUGUUGUGGUAGGAAGAAAUUCUGUGAUGCUUGGUGGUGCAGUCAGAAGCAAAUGUAUGAUGUCGGGUGUUGUGGUAGGAAGCAAAUCUGUGAUGCCCGGUGUUGCAGUAGGAAGCAACUCUGUAAUGUCUGGAGUUGCAGUAGGAAGCGAAUCUGUGAUGUCUGGUGUUGCGGUAGGAAGAAAAUCUAAGGCGCUUGCUUUUGCAGUUAGAAGAAGCAAAUCUGUGAUGUCUGGUGUUACAGUAGGAAGCAAAUCUGUGAUGCCCGAUGUUGCAGUAGGAAGCAACUCUGUAAUGUCUGGUGCUGCAGUAGGAAGCGAAUCUGUGAUGUCUGGUGUUGCAGUAGGAAGAAAAUCUAAGGCGCUUGCUUUUGCAGUCAGAGGAAGCAAAUCUGUGAUGUCUGGUGUUGCAGUAGGAAGCAAAUCUAUGAUGCCCAAUGUUGCAGUAGGAAGCAACUCUGUAAUGUCUGGUGUUGCAACAGGAAGCGAAUCUGUAAUGUCGGAUGUUGCAGUAGGAAGUAAAUCUGUGAUGCCCGGUGUUGCAGUAGGAAGCAACUCUGUAAUGUCUGGAGUUGCAGUAGGAAGCGAAUCUGUGAUGUCUGGUGUUGCAGUAGGAAGAAAAUCUAAGGCGCUUGCUUUUGCAGUCAGAGGAAGCAAAUCUGUGAUGUCUGGUGUUGCAGUAGGAAGCAAAUCUGUGAAUCAGGAUGGUAAAGUUGUUAGCAAAUAUGAAUUUAGUGCUCACCAUAUCCAGAAUUUUACAACUGGAAGUAUCAGAACAUUUACAUACGAUGAGUUGGUAAGUGCAACAAGUGAUUUCAAAGACAUGGAGCAUUCUCCAACUUCUUACAAAUCCGUUUACAAAGGUUGGGUUGAUGAAAAGUCAUAUGCACCAACAGAAUGUGGUGUUGGCUUGGCGAUAUAUGUUAGGAAGGAGAUUCUAACCUGGAAGCUGAACUUGAAACUAUUAGAAUUCAGUCAUCCCAAUAUUACCAGACUUUUGGGAUAUUGCUUGUCUAAUGUAACGAUGUUUUGGGUAUACGAGCUCUUUCCAGGGAUAUGCUUAGAUGAUCUUCUAUUCAAAGAUCCAGACACAACUACACUUUCUUGGGCUGCACGAUUGAAAAUAGCACAAGGGGCAGCUCAAGGCCUGUCUUUCUUCCAUCGGAGGAAUCGUCCAGCAUAUAAUAGUUUUGAUGGCAAUCAUAUAUUGGUGGACAGGGAUUUUAAUGCUCGGCUUUUGGAUUAUGAAAUAGACAAUUUACUUGCCCCACCUGGCUGCUCUACUUUUGAAAGAAACAAAUCGGAUGGUAUUUUUGGACGUGUGCCUGGAGAUGAAACCGGAGUGCAGAGUGAGAUCUAUGAUUUUGGAGUGGUACUGCUGAAAAUGCUAACAGGGAUGAAGAAGUAUGAUGAAAGGAUACCUCUCCAACAGAAAAAUUUGAUGGAAUGGGCUACUCCAUUACUAGCGAAUAAGGUAAAUUUGCGAAUGAUUAUGGACCCUCAACUUCAACAUAAUGAUCAUCCUCCAAAGGGAGCAUUUGAGUUGGCUCAACUUGUUUCAAAGUGUCUUCAGCCAACUCGAGACAAAAAUCUCUCAAUUGAAGAAAUCUCCCAAGUCUUCAAAGAACUCAUUUCAAAGCUUGCCAAUGAAUCUGAAGUGGCAUCAUGCAUAACCUGGGAGAAACGAUUAAUGGCAAACGAUACGUUUGGCCUUGUGAAGGCCAAAUACUAUAAUGAGCCCACCGGUUUCCGAUCAGGUGUAGGAUCAACACUAGGUGACCCGUCCAUGGAGUUGAGAACAGUAUAA
Molecule: messenger RNA, 2925 nt
Organism: Lactuca saligna
Lineage: Eukaryota; Viridiplantae; Streptophyta; Magnoliopsida; Asterales; Asteraceae
Source: the annotation of a GenBank genome assembly